AUGGGCGACACUGAACCACUUGUUAUAUACCAUUUGAAUGACCCAGCCAUUCAACCUAGUAACAAUAGCAACAAUACCAACUCUUCUGUCAAUAAUAACAAUAAUAAUGUAACGAGUAAUAUACCUAUAACAACAAGUACACCAGAAAAUACAUUCUACACAAUGGAUCAAGUUAAAAAACACAACAAAGCAACCGAUUUAUGGAUGGUUAUCCAAUCCAACGUUUACGAUCUUACACCCUUUUUUGACCAACAUCCUGGUGGUUCCAUUAUUUUGGAAGGAGCAGGCAAAGAUUCAACAUACCUUUUCGAGGAUAUUGGUCAUAGUGAUGAUGCAUACGAUAUGUUGGAUCAAUAUUUAAUUGGUAAAUUAUUGCAGUCACCAAAUAUUAGAGAUUCAUUCUAA
This is a messenger RNA of Cavenderia fasciculata, 405 nucleotides long. RefSeq names its product cytochrome b5 C (gene cyb5C). NCBI's taxonomy places the organism in Eukaryota, Evosea, Eumycetozoa, Acytosteliales, Cavenderiaceae. Bases 1 to 405 code for a protein of 134 amino acids. Gene Ontology annotation, molecular function: heme binding. Gene Ontology annotation, cellular component: membrane; intracellular membrane-bounded organelle. The transcript is spliced from 2 exons. The record is from RefSeq and is a predicted model, not a curated record.